Messenger RNA from Eucalyptus grandis, 2407 nucleotides. RefSeq names its product protein PHOX4. Gene Ontology annotation, molecular function: protein binding. NCBI's taxonomy places the organism in Eukaryota, Viridiplantae, Streptophyta, Magnoliopsida, Myrtales, Myrtaceae. Bases 576 to 1928 code for a protein of 450 amino acids. The transcript has 4 exons. The record is from RefSeq and is a predicted model, not a curated record.
CCAGCCCGCCAGCCCCUGUUUUUUCUUCCUUUUCUUGUUUUUUCCCUUCUUGGGCAGAGCGAAAAUGGCCUAAACAUUCCUUUUCCUCCUCCGCAAGCCGAGACGAGGCGCCCAGUAAUGCUUCGUCUUGACCUCGCCUCCUGAUCGCCUUGCUUUGUUCUUCUGCGUCAGGACCCUGUCGGGACCGAGACGUGCGUCCCCACGUUUCUCCUCUCGUCUUUUCCUCUGUUUAUCAAUCAGGGGUAUCGGAUUCUUGAUUCGGAGAUUGAAAAAGGGAAGAGCUUUUGGGUCUUUUCUUGGGAAGUCCAAGAAUACGGUUUCUGGGUUCCUGAUAUUUUCCCCCUGAGGACUGGGUUUUUUUUUUUGUUUUUUGGCUUGAUAGAGGUCGGGUCUCGUUAAAAGCUGAAGAAGCUCGCGGAAAAAGAUAUUCUUUCAGGGUUUUGGUCAUCUUCGCGUGUGUCUGUAAUGUUUAGAUGAAUUUGGGAAGUGGGACUUUGGUGAAUUUGAUUUAGCUCUCGAAAAAAAAAAAGAGGCUUCUGCUUUGUGCUGUUGUCGGUACCGUUUGUUGCAAAUCAAUGGGAAAGCCCGCGGCGAAGAAGAAGCAGCCUGUUGCGCCGAAAUUUAGCGAUGCUCAUGGCAAGGCGGGCAAGCCCUCCGACCGCAACUCCAAAGCCUUUGAUGAAGACACUGCGGUGUUCAUCACCAUGUCUCAGGAGCUCAAGGAAGAAGGUAACAAGCUCUAUCAGAAAAGGGAUCAUGAAGGUGCCAUGUUGAAGUACGAAAAGGCCCUUAAACUUUUGCCAAACAAUCAUAUUGACGUCGCUUACCUGCGCAGCAAUAUGGCCGCUUGCUACAUGCAGUUGGGGAUCGGCGAAUAUCCGCGAGCAAUCAAUGAAUGUAAUUUAGCAUUAGAAGUGUCCCCUAAGUAUAGUAAAGCGCUCUUGAAGCGCGCGAAAUGCUAUGAGGUGUUGAAUAGGUUGGAUUUGGCUCUGAGAGACGUUAAUAAUGUCCUGAGUAUGGAGCCAAAUAAUUUAAAUGCGCUGGAACUUGUGGAGAAGGUGAAAAAGGCCAUCAGUGAUAAAGGUAUCCAGAUUGAGGACAAAGAAGUUGUCUUGGAGAGUACUGAAUCCCCUAGUGCGUUGCCAGUGCGCAAAUUGGCAAAAGAGAAGUCGAUUUCGGAAGAUAAUUCUAGGGACACUAUACUUUCACAGAUUAAAACAGCAUAUGACUGGGCACAAAAGGAAUAUAUCAAGGCAGGACUGAGGUAUGAGGAAGCUCUGAAAAUCAAACCUGAUUUCUACGAAGGUCUGCUUGCACUUGGGCAGCAGCAAUUUGAGCAGGCAAAGCUCUGCUGGUAUUAUGCGAUUGGGAACAAUAUUGACUUGGAGACUGCUUCCUCUGAUGUCCUAAUGCUCUAUAACAAAGCUGAAGAUAGCAUGGAGAGAGGAAUGCAGAUGUAUGAGGAGAUGGAGGAGCAACGUCUCAACGGAAUCUCUAGAGAAGAGAAAGAUAAAGCUCAGCUCCAGAAGAUGGGACUUGAUGCUUUAUUGAAAGAGGCGUCUCUGGAGGAAGCUGCUGAACACACUGCCAAUAUGAAGUCACAGAUAUACCUUUUGUGGGGCACCUUACUUUAUGAGCGUUCCGUUGUAGAGUACAGGCUAGAGUUACCAACCUGGGAAGAAUGUGUGGAGGUUGCUGUGGAAAAAUUUGAACUUGCUGGAGCGUCUCCUACAGAUAUAGCAGUCAUGAUUAAGAACCAUUGCUCAAAUGAAACUGCUCUGGAAGGGUUCAAAAUCGAUGAGAUUGUCCAGGCAUGGAAUGAGAUGUAUGAUGCUAAGAGAUGGCAGAUUGGGGUUCCGUCUUUCCGUUUAGAGCCAUUGUUCCGCCGGCAGGUUCCAAAGCUUCAUUCAAUCCUAGAGCACCUCUGAAGUUGUGUUUGAUGGGAACUUCUCCUUGAGAAUGCGGUGCUCAAUUUGGAUUCUCAUUUUCUAGAUUUCGCAUUACUUCUGGUGAAGAUAGGUACUUUUUCAUGCAUUUUUCUUGUGCAUAGCUCGUUGUUUGCUAAGGGUGCAAAGGACGGAAGUCAGUCCCAUGCCAUUUCGGAGGGACUCUGAGUUUUAGAGAUUGCUGUAAAGCUGGAUACAUUUUUGUGUGCAUCGCGGAGGUUGGAUUGCAUAUAGCAUAUUUUAUUCAUAGUUAAGAUAGUGGGUCAUGGGUAUUUGAUUUGAUUUCAUUCGAUUUAUUCUCAAGGAAAAUAAUGGGAAAUUAUUUUGGGUCACAUCACCAUUUGCAAUGGUGUGUGUGGUUUGCUUUAGACUGUGGUUGUUUCAGCUGUAAAACUUUCAUGGUUUCAAAGAUAGCAGACUUUUAUUCUUCUUUACAUGUCAUUUUUCAUGCUUCACUGCCU